Messenger RNA from Rubroshorea leprosula, 3179 nucleotides. The record is from the annotation of a GenBank genome assembly. NCBI's taxonomy places the organism in Eukaryota, Viridiplantae, Streptophyta, Magnoliopsida, Malvales, Dipterocarpaceae.
GCUUUCUUCCUUUUUCACAAAAUCGUUGAACUUUUCCCUCUCUUCUUUGUGUCCCCGAUUUUCAUCAUCUUCUUCCACGAAACUUUUAGGUUCCUUAACAAAACGACUAGAUCCUUCCUGAGAAGGUUAAUUUGGUGUGCAAAUCUGACAAAAUCCCUUUUCUAAUCGAGGUCAUUAUGGAUCCUUGUUUCUCUGCCUCAUUCUUUUCUUCUUCUUCUUCUGUUUCUCUCUUCUUCUUUUUUUUUUUUGGUUGCAUGCUACAGAUUUCUUGUGCUUCCAUUAAUUUGAAUCUUUAUUUUGUCUCCUCCUUUCUUUCCGUAGAAAGCCUUAAGAGAUGGCUGAUCCUUAUCUGACCGACAGUGUGCAGCCAUACCGCGACCCGUGGUACACUUUUCAUGAUGGCUUUCUGUAAUUCAACGCUUGUUUGGCGAAAAGGGCGAAGGAAACCAUGUGGGCAAGGCUUGAAAGAUGAGACUUGCUGCCAGUUCCAAUUCACUUUGCCUUCCCGUCCGGUAAGAUGGAAGAUUGGUUCGGGCUGGGCUAAGGAGAUGCUUGUCAGGAACAGCUUUGUGGAGACAUUGCAUGCUGCUAGGAUUCUUAAGUCGAUAGCUUUGAGUCAAACUCUGCAAAUUAGUGGCAAUGUAGAGUGCCUCCGUCGUUUGGUGAGGAGGUGGUGCAUGAGUACCCAUACUUUUAUCCUUGCUUUUGGAGAGAUUACUGUGGCUCUAGAGGAUGUGACAAACCUGAUGCUGUUGCCUAUCGUUGGGGAAGAGGAUCCACGGCACAUAGUGUUAACACCGGAAGAGUGUGCCACACUAAUAGCUUUGAGGAACGCCAGUGCCUCUUCUCGUUCAUUGAGGGGAAAGUAUAACAUUGAUUUCCCAACUUGGAUGCAGCAUGAAGCUCCCUUUAGCCCCGUUGAUGCUAGGUUUUGCCCUUAUCAUUCUGGCUAUGUUACCAAUGGGAAGGUUUUGAAGGAAUAUCCCAUGGCGAAGUGUGGUUAUACUAGCGAAACAACUCCAUUAGCCUGCUCUUGGAUGGGACAAAGGAAAAUAAAGGGACAAAAAAUCCCGAAAGUUGAUGGUCUUCUAGAUGACUAUGGUAGCUUUAAUUUCCAUGCAUACAAGACAAUGCCUGGGACUUGCUCCACCCGAGAUUGGAAUAAGGCCAUGCGGCCUUACAUUGAUGAAGCUGCCACGGCCAUGUGGAGUGAAGGUGUUGCCACACUUAGCAAACACUCUUGGGGGUUUUUAAGUAGGGAGGAUAAUGGACAAUGGAUACCCAUCUGUUUUCCCAUUCUUGGCAUGGUGGAAGAGGAGUAUGAUCAGGCUAGUGCUAUUGAUGAAGAAAUUAGGCAAAAGGCAAGUGGCGAUGUUGAGGCUAGAGAAGGAGCUGAUGAAGCUGCCCCUCCUAGGAGGUUGGUUUUGGGUAAGACGAAGAGUGUUGCCCAUCUGCCUAAGAGCAGAGCACGUAGAACUUCAGCUUCGCCAACAAGCAAGCAAAGUAAGGCUAAAGCACCCACACCCUCUAAAGCCAAAACUACAAAGGAAAAAGAUACAAGUCAUGACAGUGAAAACAAUGAGAGUUCCUGGGGCAAUCCAGAUCCAAAGGUGAUUAAGCGGAUCAAGAGAUUAAGACCCAUUCGUGGCGAUAGGUGCUUGGCUUCCAAUGAAGGCUUUGGUCCAAUCCCUAUUCCUGGUGACGAUAAAGUUCCGUCCAAGGCUAAAGAGGCUAAGCAGGAGGAAGCCUUGGUGAACCCUGAAGUUCGUCGAAAAAUUUUGGCCAGUGAAACAAGUGAGCCUUUGCUUCCCAAUGACAUACUUAAUGUUGUUGACUCUAUCAUUGAUUGGAGUGAUCCCAUAUCCUUCACAGCCGCGUCAGUAGAGAAGGCUAAAGCCAGCAAAGUCCCACCACAAAAGCCUACUAUGGUCUCGUAUGGCACUCCCAAUACGACAAAGAAGCCUGAAAUAGUGAAAACUCAACUAGAAGUGAUGGUAUUGAAGCUACGUCCCAUUAGCGAACUACCUCCUUUUAGGGCUGGUGACUUCGAGUUGGCUCUCGGGGGAUUUAUACCAACGAGGAAAAUUGGUGCUUCCAUCAAUGAGAAAGAUGUUGAGAAGGGUGAGGCUAAGGCCAUGAUGGGCAUUGGUAAAGAAAGGGGAAAGAAGAAAUCCAUCUCCAAUAAAGGCAAAACAAACACUGGUGCGCCAGCUAUGAGCUCAGUGAAGAAAGUUGCCGAUCCUGGUGAGAUCAAGCAUAAUGGUCAAUCGUCCGUGGCUCCAACUAAGUCAAGUGAGAUUGAUGACUCAGCCAUGAGGCUGCUCAACAAUCUUGACAAAAUGAAUGAGGAUAAGGAUGUUUCACUGGCCCAGUUCGGCUUAGUGCCCCUAGGUGGCUCACGAGCAGUGGGCAAGUUUGCAGUGUCCGCAAUGUUGGAACCGCGGGCAUGCCAUCUGCUAGACAUUUUUCCAAAUCUCAUGACGUGUAGCAAAGCCAAGAAAGUGGUGGUUGAGGAUGCCUUCUCAAUCCUCUGUGCGACCAUGCAGCACAUAGAGGUAACUCCCUUUGUUGAAAUGAAUAAGGAUUUCUUUUAUUUGUGUAGGGAUGCCCUUGAUGAUGCUGAGAGUAUAAAUUUUGAAGUCAACACCCUUCGCACUCAUUUAUCAAACUUGGCAAAGGCAUACCUUGGGAAGACUGAGUUCGACGCAACCAGAGGUGACAUGGUUGAGGGCUUGGAUGAGCGAAUCAAGGAGCAAGUGAAGCAUAUUGAAGAGAUGGAGAAGUCUUUGGCCGAGACAAAAGAACUUGUCGUCAAACUAGAAGAAAGACUGGUGUCAGCCAAGGUGUACCUAGGAUUGCUCAACCAAGAAAAAGAAUGUUUGGACUCCAACGGUGUGACUGAGCUUCGCCAUGCCUAUAUGGAAGCUGCCAAGGCCUUUGGAAAUGAGCUCGACCCCUUCUUGCCAUGAGUUAGCCUCACGUCCCAGCUUUCUCUUCAUUUUUUUUAUUCAUUUUCUUUUAUAGUACGUUGACUGUUGGCGAUGUUGCCAUGAUGUAGCUCUCUAGUCAUUUUUGUUCUAGGUUGAACAUCAUUGCUUCCAACAAAGUCUAGAUCUUGUUGCUUGUUUAUUUUCUUGCUUGUUUCUCUCUACUGCUCUGAAUAUAUCAAUUGCACAGAC